AUGGCCCCUUCAAUCUUUUCCCCGCGUCGAAUUCUAUUGGGAGCUGCCAGUCUCCUUGUCGCUGCAACCGAAUGCUCCGCGACAAUGACAGUACCAAACAGCUUCUUGCUCCAGCAGAUCGCCGAAACAGUGUCGUUGCCAAUGUACACCUGGUCGGCGAACGGAACGCACACGGCAAAGGGAUAUACUUCCAAGGAUGCCACCACGGCCAGCGUGCAGGGCCUGCACGAGGACUGCGAGAAUAUCAACCUCAACAAGAAGAUUGCCGUCAACUUCCGCAGCGAUGUGCUCGGUGACGGGGCCAUUGGCUACUUCUAUAAGUGCGUGAACAUUAGCCACGAUACCAACAAGUACUGGUUCACCAUCAGCUCUGGAAAUGGGUCCCAGAUUGAUGAGCUUUGCGAUCCCAACACCAAGUAUCCCAUCGUGUACGACUCGCAGCACAAUACCUGGUUCAUUGAUGAGCCAUUCGACUGCACCCAGCGGACUAGCCCUGCGAAUUUCAUUUAA
Penicillium cinerascens is the source of this 510-nucleotide messenger RNA. RefSeq lists its product as uncharacterized. The coding region runs from base 1 to 510 and encodes 169 amino acids. The transcript has a single exon. NCBI's taxonomy places the organism in Eukaryota, Fungi, Ascomycota, Eurotiomycetes, Eurotiales, Aspergillaceae. The record is from RefSeq and is a predicted model, not a curated record.